UCCAUACAUACAUCUAAAUAUGCGCAUUUAUAAUAUUAGUAAGAUAAUGCUCUAUAUAAACAGAGCUAUCAAUGUCACCGCUGGCUCUCGUGUCUGCGCGCACCAUCUGUCACCACCGCCGCGGGUGCAAUGGAGACACGGAGGUAGCUAGGGCGAGGGCGAUGGCCACGGCGCUCGUUGUGUUGCUGACGGUGGCGGUGGCGGCGGCGUCCCCCGCACCCUCCACGCUCCUUUUAGACUCCACAACGCUCGCAGAAGAUGUGACGUAUGAAGUGACCGCGACCACACUCAUACCUGAGAAUGACACUGUUGUGGAAAUAUCCACCAUCGUCGCGGACGAUGACAUUGGAAGUGCAAGUGUGUCGCAGGCGGGCCAGGCGGGGCAGGCGGGCGACGGAGAGUGGCGCUGCCCCCACGGCUGCGACUGCGCCGCGCUGGUCGAGGGCACCAGCUACAACUGCUCGCUGCCCAGCGGCGUGCUCGCCUUCGACGAGUACGGCGACGGCAUCACCUUUAAAUGCCAGAGCGGAGUGUUCCGGUGCGCGGAGGUGCCGCCGGCUGCGAGUGCGGGGCGGCGGGCGGGGCGGGGCGCGCUGCGGGCGGCGCUGGGCAGCGUGACCCUGCGCGGCUGCGAGCUGCCCGCGGAGCCGGUCACGUGCGCGCUGACCCGCCGCGGCGCGCGCACCACCGCCAAGCUCAUCGUGCAGGCGCCGCGCACCCCGCUCGACCCGGUGCACCUCCGGGGCCUCGAAAACCUAGAAAUGUUACGCAUCACCGAUCUAGAGGGCGCGCGGUCGGAGCUACCGCUGCGGGCGCUGGGCGCGGUGCCGCGACUGCGCCAGCUGACGAUGAACGAGGCGCAGCUGGAGCUGAAGACGCCGCUGCCCGCGCUGCCGCUGCUGGCGCUGGAGCUGGCGACGGACGCGCUGACGGCGCUGCCUCCCCGCGCCUUCCGCGCGCUGCCGAGCCUGCGCCGGCUGGGGCUGUGGGACAACGCCCUCGCUGACUUGCCCGAGGAUACCUUCGAAGAGGAUACACUCGACAUGAACAGAUAG
Papilio machaon (common yellow swallowtail) is the source of this 1055-nucleotide messenger RNA. RefSeq lists its product as uncharacterized. The record is from RefSeq and is a predicted model, not a curated record. Lineage: Eukaryota; Metazoa; Arthropoda; Insecta; Lepidoptera; Papilionidae. The transcript has 5 exons. Bases 72 to 1055 code for a protein of 327 amino acids.